Penicillium psychrosexuale is the source of this 282-nucleotide messenger RNA. RefSeq lists its product as uncharacterized. The record is from RefSeq and is a predicted model, not a curated record. NCBI's taxonomy places the organism in Eukaryota, Fungi, Ascomycota, Eurotiomycetes, Eurotiales, Aspergillaceae. The transcript is spliced from 2 exons. Bases 1 to 282 code for a protein of 93 amino acids.
AUGCAACCCCAUCCCGUUACCGGGAAAUUUAACACGACAGCUUUUACCGCCGAGGCUGGUUGGCCUGAAGCUAGGGCACAGCAGGAAAAAGUCCAGGUUGCCCGAGCUCCAUUUCCUUCCGAUGUCAUCUCUAUUGUCAUGCGAAGAUGCAGAAAAUUUGAUGUCGAAAUGCGAUCCCUGAGCCUUUCGAACAAUCGAACAGUCGAGGCCUGCGACAUUUAUCUCCCAGAUGACAGAUUCCCGUCAACGGCGUGCAGGAUUGUUGUCAGCCGAGUCCGGUAG